Arabidopsis arenosa is the source of this 1142-nucleotide messenger RNA. The record is from the annotation of a GenBank genome assembly. Lineage: Eukaryota; Viridiplantae; Streptophyta; Magnoliopsida; Brassicales; Brassicaceae.
AUCAUCAUCAUCAUCAAAACCAUCAGCAGCAGCAACAAAGGAGCAAAGAAGCUUUAGGGAUGGUGGCUCUCCACGAGGCCCUAAGAACCGUUUGUCUCAACACCGACUGGACUUACUCUGUCUUCUGGUCCAUCCGUCCCCGUCCGAGAGUUCGAGGCGGUGGCAACGGCUGCAAAGUUGGCGACGACAAUGGAAGCUUGAUGUUGAUGUGGGAAGACGGAUACUGCAGAGGAAGAGGAGGAACAGAAGGUUGCUAUGGAGACAUGGAAGGAGAAGAUCCUGUUCGUAAAUCUUUCAGCAAGAUGUCAAUUCAGUUAUAUAAUUAUGGCGAAGGGUGGGUACUUGGUAGGUUAAUGGGGAAGGUUGCUUCUGACAAAUGCCAUAAAUGGGUUUUCAAGGAACAAACUGAAUCUGAAUCUAAUGCCUCUAGUUACUGGCAAAGCUCAUUCGAUGCUAUUCCUUCAGAGUGGAAUGAUCAAUUCGAAUCUGGGAUUCAGACCAUAGCUGUUAUUCAAGCCGGACAUGGCCUUUUACAACUCGGUUCUUGCAAGAUUAUACCUGAAGAUCUGCACUUUGUACUUCGGAUGAGGCACACGUUUGAAUCACUCGGCUACCAAUCCGGCUUUUACCUCUCUCAGCUAUUCUCCUCAAAUCGAACCACUUCAACUUCAAACACAUCGCUCAUGGGCUCGAACCAUCCUAUACUCCCUCCACAGACUCAGCCAUUGCAACCCACUCUUCCCCACUACAACUGGAGUGGUACGAGCCAACGACCAAUGAUGGCUCAAACCUCUUUGCCUACCUACCAGCCUCACAUGCCUUUCCCAGUAAUGCCACACUCAAACAAAGAACAAGACCCUGAUGUGAAAUGGCCCACAGGGCUAUCAUUCUUCAAUGCGUUGACCAACAAUGUCAAUGCUAAGCUUCUGUUUGAUUCAGAGGGGUUAGGUGACAAAACAGACCACCAAAGCCACCAGAACCAGAGCCAGGAACAGAGCAACUCUGAGAGUCAAGCGAAUCCGAGCGAGUUCUUGAGCCUUGAUAGUCACCACCGAAACAUGAGUUUCUUGGAGUGAUAUGACUUCGUGUAUGUUCUUGUUUGUUGUUUGGUCCUUUUUCUAUGCCUCUUGAUUGUUGUUUCG